AUGUUUGACAUGCUGCAAACUAUUGGCAAGUUCAAUGGGUUGUCAAGUGAAGACCCGCAUCUACACUUGAAGAACUUCAUGGACGUGGCAGACAACUUUAAGAUGCAAGGAGUUACAUCUGAUGCACUAAGACUGAAGUUGUUUCCUUAUUCUCUCUCCAAUGGAGCUAAGAUAUGGCUUAACACUCUACCACCUAAUUCAAUCAGAAGAUGGGAGGGCCUUGCUGAAAAUUUUUUGAUCAAAUUCUUUCCUCCCACCAAGGCAGCUCAAUUGAGGAAUGAUAUAUCAAUGUUCCAGCAAUUUGAUGGAGAAUCACUAUAUGAAAGCUGGGACAGAUUCAAGGAAUUGCUAUGGAGAUGCCCCAAUCAUGGCAUACCUGAAUGGAUCCAGAUGGAAACUUUCUACUAUGGGUUGAAUGGAAAAACUAAAGAUAUAGUAGAUGCAUCAUCUGGAGGAGCUCUCUUGGACAAGACUUACACUGAAGCAUAUGAGAUCCUAGAGAAGAUGGCAUACAACAAUUACCAAUGGUCAACAGAGAGGUCAAUUGCACAGAAUGAAGCUGUAGGAUUGCUGGAGCUCGAUUCAAUAGAGACUCUCAAUCUUACUGCUGAUGCUAUAGCACAACAAGCACAUUCAAUUUAUAAUGCUGUAACAUGUGUUUUCUGUAAUGGCCCACAUGUUUAUGAUGAUUGUCCCCAAAACCCUCAAUCUCUCUGUUUUGUAGGAAAUUAUAACAUUAAUAAUCCAUAUUCAAACACCUACAACCCAGAUUGGUGGAAUCAUCCAAAUUGCUCCUAUUUUGAAGGGCAACAGCAAGGGUCAGUGUAUGCUACAGCACUGCAAGAUCACAGACCACCAUUCCAGCAGCAGCAACAGCAACAGCAUUACCAACAGCCUGGACAGCAAGCUGACAACUCUGAUGCGCUGGAGAGUAUGCUGAAGGACUUUAUGGCAAGAAGUGAUGCUCUUAUCCAAGAUCAAACUGCAUUAAUCAAGAACUUGGAGACUCAAAUGGGUCAGUUGGUGGAAGCUGUGAGAGAUAUAUCUUAUGAAUCACUGCCCAACAACAUUGAAGAUCCAAGAAGCAUUGGAUAUGAGCAAAUCAAAACUGUAGCAUUAAAGAAUGAGAAGGCAGUAGAUAGACCAGAGGCCAUAGAGAACUACCACAAUCUGAAGGAGGAAGCUGAAAUUCAGAAGGAAGGAGGCAAGGUUGUUGUGGAAGAUGAAUUAAAAGAACAACAUGUUGCACCUGAAGUUGCUAUCACAGAACAGAAUGCUACAGCAAAGCAACAGCACUGUCAGCAAGUCAACAGGACAAAUAGACCACCAUCUCCCUUCCCUCAAAGACUUCAGAAGCAACAAGAUGAUGUGCCAUAG
Molecule: messenger RNA, 1377 nt
Organism: Gastrolobium bilobum
Lineage: Eukaryota; Viridiplantae; Streptophyta; Magnoliopsida; Fabales; Fabaceae
Exons: 2
Coding region: 1-1377 (458 amino acids)
Source: RefSeq, a predicted model, not a curated record